Molecule: messenger RNA, 6406 nt
Organism: Cyprinodon tularosa
Lineage: Eukaryota; Metazoa; Chordata; Actinopteri; Cyprinodontiformes; Cyprinodontidae
Product: sodium bicarbonate cotransporter 3-like
Exons: 25
Coding region: 250-3921 (1223 amino acids)
Biological process (GO): monoatomic anion transport; transmembrane transport; bicarbonate transport
Cellular component (GO): apical plasma membrane; basolateral plasma membrane; plasma membrane
Molecular function (GO): monoatomic anion transmembrane transporter activity; solute:inorganic anion antiporter activity; sodium:bicarbonate symporter activity
Source: RefSeq, a predicted model, not a curated record
AGCAUGGUGGGAUUGGCUGCUGUGCAUGGAGCGGGGCUGACAGGGUAGAGCAGAGCACUGUGUGUUCUGAAGCAGCUCGCCCUCCCUUUGCAUCAAGCAAUGAGAAGAGGAAGAGAGAACAGAGGAGUGUGACACUGUCGCUUUUCACGCUCGGCUCACAGACGCCCCCCAUACAACGCAAAUAACCGCCAUAGACAAGAAACUGGUUCACGUCCCUGCAGCUUCUGCUUUGCGGAUGUUUUGGUCUAAAUGGAUGAGCAGAGCAAAGAGGAACAUGUGCUAACGGGUUUGGAUGAAGAGGCAAUAGUUGACCAUGGAAAGACCAGCUUCUCAACUCUUUCAAACUAUGAGACAGAUGAUUUGGAAAGUCACAGAGCAGUGUACGUUGGGGUCCAUGUUCCACUUGGAAGAGAGAGCAAACGGAGGCACCGCCACAGAGAACGCAGGCAUCAUCGAAAGAAGAAGGACAAAGAACCUGAGGAAGGAAAGGAGGAUGGAAGAGAUUCACCUAGUUAUGAUACUCCUUCACAGAGGGUCCAGUUCAUUCUAGGAACAGAAGAUGACGACCUUGAACACAUCCCACAUGACCUCUUCACUGAGCUGGACGAGCUGUCCUCUAGGCAUGGUGGGGCAACUGAGUGGAGAGAGACUGCCAGAUGGUUGAAAUUUGAAGAGGAUGUGGAAGACGGUGGAGAGAGAUGGAGUAAGCCCUACGUGGCCACAUUAUCGCUACACAGCUUAUUUGAACUACGCAGCUGCAUACUAAACGGCACAGUCAUGCUGGAUAUGAGAGCCAACAGUAUUGAGGAAAUAGCAGACAUGGUCAUAGACAACAUGGUGGCAUCUGGGCAGUUGAAAGAGGACCUGUGCGACAAGGUCCGGGAAGCAAUGUUGAAGAAACACCACCAUCAGAAUGAGAGGAAGCUCAGCAAUCGCAUCCCUCUGGUGCGCUCCAUUGCUGACAUAGGCAAGAAACACUCUGACCCACUCUUGCUUGAAAGAAACGGAGAGGGCCUUUCAUCCUCACGCCUCUCUCUCCACAAGCCAGGGUCAGCCUCCUCCGUCUCCAACCUGUCCCAGAGACAGGAGUCAAGAGUCUCCGUUCUACUCAACCACCUCCUGCCGUCCUCCUCUUCCAACACUGGGCUGUCUUCUGGCCCCUCUCCCUUCAGCACCCCUCAAAACACCCCUUCAUCUUUUCGCCGCUCCAAUCUAAGCCUGUCACAAACCCGUUGCACGGGCCCUGGCCCUCAAGGCAUCCCGGAGGUGGUUGUGUCUCCUCCCGAGGAUGAAGAGCCGGCAUAUUCUGCAGAGGAGGACGCAGUAUCUCCACAGCUCACCCGGCAAACAUCCUCAACAUCCCAGAUCCAUGAGCUGCUGCCCUUAGAAGGACCAAUGGCAUCUCCCCACUCUCUUCCAAACAAUCUGGAUGGAAAUAAGAUAAUGGAGAGGAGGCCGUCCAAAGUAGGGGUCAGUAGAGAAAGCAGCAGUGUGGACUUUAGCAAGGUAGACAUGAAUUUCAUGAAAAAGAUUCCUCCUGGUGCUGAGGCCUCCAAUGUGCUUGUUGGAGAAGUGGACUUUUUAGAGAAACCCAUAAUUGCAUUUGUACGGUUAUCCCCAGCAGUCCUCAUCACAGGUCUCACUGAGGUGCCAGUUCCCACAAGGUUUCUUUUUCUUCUUCUGGGUCCACAUGGUAAAGGACCACAGUACCAUGAAAUCGGCAGAUCAAUGGCAACGCUAAUGACAGAUGAGAUUUUCCAUGAUGUGGCUUAUAAAGCCAAGGACCGUACAGAUCUGCUGUCAGGAAUAGAUGAGUUCCUUGAUCAGGUGACUGUCCUUCCCCCUGGUGAAUGGGACCCCACCAUCCGAAUCGAGCCCCCGAAGAAUGUCCCAUCUCAGUCAAAGCGGAAGAGACCAUUGCAUCCUAACGGCAGUGCACCUCCAGCUGGAGAGCAGGAGAAAGAGGAUGAUUACCAUACAGGACCUGAGCUUCAGAGGACAGGGAGGAUUUUUGGAGGUCUGUUCCUAGAUGUAAAGCGGAAAGCUCCCUUCUACUGGAGUGACAUUAAGGAUUCAUUUAAUCUUCAGUGUUUAGCCUCCAUCCUGUUUCUGUACUGCGCUUGCAUGUCACCUGUCAUCACAUUUGGAGGUCUGCUUGGAGAGGCAACAAAAGGCAACAUAAGUGCAAUAGAGUCUCUUUUCGGAGCAUCACUGACAGGAGUGGCAUACUCACUCUUCUCAGGACAACCUCUCACAAUUCUUGGCAGCACAGGACCUGUUUUAGUGUUUGAAAAGAUCCUAUUUAAAUUUUGUAGUGAUUAUGGUCUAUCCUACCUAUCACUACGGACCAGCAUUGGACUGUGGACGGCGUUCCUGUGUAUUGUGCUGGUAGCCACAGAUGCAAGCUCCCUGGUCUGCUACAUCACUCGUUUCACAGAGGAGGCCUUUGCAGCUCUCAUUUGCAUAAUCUUCAUCUAUGAGGCCCUUGAAAAGCUAUUUCAUCUCGGAAAACAUUACCCUGUCAACAUGCACAACAAUUUAGACAAUCUUACUUUUUACUCGUGUCAGUGCUCUCCACCAGCCAAUAUCUCUGAUCAGUCCUUGAUGAACUUGAACCUAACGGAAUAUAACAGCUCGGACUCAAUCCCUUGGAGCAACCUCAAUGUUUCGAUGUGCAAAUUGCUCCAUGGUGAAUUUGUGGGUUCUGCCUGUGGUCACCAUGGUCCUUACAUCCCAGAUGUCCUGUUCUGGUCUAUUAUCCUCUUCUUUACCACCUUCUUCUUGUCUUCAUUCCUCAAGCAGUUUAAGACAGAGAGAUACUUUCCCACAAAGGUGCGUUCCACCAUCAGCGACUUUGCUGUGUUUCUAACCAUAAUGAUAAUGGUGGUGGUUGAUUAUCUGAUGGGGAUCCCGAGUCCUAAGCUGCAUGUCCCUGAUCGCUUUGAGCCAACAUCAAAGAACAGAGGCUGGCUAAUGGACCCAUUAGGAGAAAACCCCUGGUGGACGCUGCUUGUGGCAGCAGUUCCUGCUUUACUCUGCACCAUCCUCAUCUUUAUGGACCAGCAGAUCACUGCAGUCAUCAUCAAUCGCAAAGAGCACAAGCUAAAGAAAGGUUGUGGCUACCACCUGGAUCUACUGAUUGUUUCAAUAAUGCUGGGGGUCUGCUCCAUUAUGGGCUUGCCAUGGUUUGUGGCUGCAACUGUCCUGUCCAUCUCCCAUGUUAACAGCCUGAAGGUGGAGUCCGGUUGCUCUGCUCCAGGAGAGCAGCCCAAGUUUCUGGGCAUUCGGGAGCAACGGGUCACUGGGUUCAUGAUUUUUACCCUCAUGGGCUGCUCUGUGUUCAUGACCUCCGUGUUGAAGUUUAUUCCCAUGCCAGUUCUGUAUGGAGUCUUUCUCUACAUGGGUGUCUCUUCCCUCAAAGGCAUUCAGUUCUUUGACAGAAUCAAACUGUUUGGCAUGCCUGCAAAGCACCAGCCCGACCUGAUCUACCUACGCUAUGUGCCGCUGUGGAAGGUCCAUAUGUUCACCCUAGUGCAGCUCACCUGUUUGGUGCUACUUUGGGUGAUAAAGGCCUCUGCAGCGGCUGUCGUAUUCCCAAUGAUGGUUCUAUCUAUCGUGUUUGUGCGGAAGCUUCUAGAUCUUUUGUUUACAAAAAGAGAGUUGAGCUGGCUGGAUGACCUGAUGCCAGAGAGCAAGAAGAAGACAGAGGAUGACAAGAAAAAGAAAGCGCGAGAAAAGCUGGAGGAAGUAUCCAGACUGGAGGAAGAGGAGAGGAAACUGAAGGUCCACUUUGAAGGCUCAAACAGGCUAAGCAUCCCAGUCAACUCGUUUUCAGGGAGCCAAGAGAAGGUGGCGUGUGUUAGAGUUGAUGUCAGCCCAGAUUCCCCGGGAGAGGGCUCCACUACAGAGACCUUCCUGUAAUAAAGAAACACCCACUGACUCAAUACUUUCAUGCUCAGACGGUGCCUCAUCAACAUGGCAAAGAGCAAGACUGAACUGGAGCAGUACGACCCACCUGCUGGAAAAACAGACGAGCUCCCACAGAAACUCAUAGUCCUGCGUGUUCAGCACAUGUGCUUAGAUGCACAUGAUGCCAUACAUCUAGAAAAGUACAAAGGAAAUCUGAUGUUUCCCAUUUAGGCAGUUCAGCUCAACUAUUUUAAAAAUAAAAAUGCCAAAGGAAGGCACUUUCUCAUGAAGAUCUGUCAGGAUUUUGCUUUCAUGUAUUGUUUGGUGUACAUCCAGAUUUAUCAGUAACAGUCACAGUACUGUACAUUUUUUGUUUUACCUCAUUUUUUUUUUAUCUGAACAAUAGUUAAGGUUUUUAUUUGAUCAACAUAGAUGUCGACCAUGAGUCGAAACCAGGAGAUUUUAUCUUAAUCAACCUCGACUGGACAGCAACCGAAAAAUUUUAUCUUCACACACACUAUACCAAAGCACUACCAAGUUGAAGUAACAAACAUUCUUGGUAUUUAAAAAAAAAAAAGACACAAAGUUAACUAGUUACGGUUGUUUUAAAAUCUAUCUUCAAAAAGGAAGCACAAAAGGCUUAAAGAGCUUUUAAAAGUAAACCAUUAAAUCUGUAGAGAUAAGUUGGGGUAUCAUUCAGGGCUGCCAUGAGAGAGGAAGACUUUCCGCAGAUAAUAGGAAGGUGGAGCUACUGGAGCAUAGGAAUGCUGUUUGAUCUCUCUCAUGCAACAGACAGAGGGUCUGUGAGGUGUUUAAAAUUAUAGCUGCAGAAACACAGAUCUAAAAAGCUUUUUUACAUGCCAUAGCUUAACCUGGCUGUGAGAGAGGGCAACGCUUUAAAUGGAUAACAGGAAGGCUAAGCGGAGUACACCAAUGUUUGGUUUGUUCUUUUAAGCCUACAGCAUCAGUCUCUGAUAGAAAGUCAUAUAUUUUAGAUAGAAAAACUUGUUUUACAGUAAGUGCUUUCUAAGAGAGAUCUUUAAAUGCAGUUCCUAUCUGCUACAAUCAGCUAGUAGCUCAGAGCUUUACAAAAACCAGAAACCUGCUUCAGAAUUCUGAUGGGUGCAUCUCUUGACAAAAACAUUAAAGUAAUAACCAUGAAUUUUGAUUUAUUUCUACAGUUUUUUCAGACUCCUGUUGCACCAAAAACACUACACUGUAAAACCGAAACCAUCUGCUGGGCAAACCCAGUGUUCAAUAUUUCUGCUUUGAAGUUGCUCAGUCAUUUUCACUAUUCAACCCAAAGCGCAUAGUGGAUGUUAGUGUUUUAUCUGUGUGUUCAUGUGCUGUAUUCUGUGUUAUCAUAGAAAAGAGGCCAUAUAAAGUCUGUACUAUACAGGAAGCACUUUGAUUGUAAACUUUAUGACUUAAAGCAGAUUACAUUGUUGAACUUACUUUCCUAACAUUUUUUUUAAAGAUGUACAAAUAUAAUUCUAGAGUGGUCAAUAAUUUUAUCUCUUUUAGCCACAAGGCAGUUAUGAUUACUUGCCCUCUGUUUUAUCUGUUGUCGCUGGCAUCAUAAAUAUUUUAACUGAGUAAUAAAAUAUAUUUAAGAUGCAAAAUAAAGAAUAUAAAGUAUUUGUGGACCGCAGUUAUAGUUGCACUUGAUUUUAUACUGUCUGUAUUAUUGUGAAUAUCGCUGUGUGAAAAUGUCUAGAGUUUAAAAUUGUUUUAUGCAAAAUAUUUUUACUGUAAAUGUAAAAAAAAAGAUGAUGUUGGAAUUUGAUUUCCUUUUUGCAAAGUGAAGUCCCGUUUUAGCAAUAAAUAUUCUCUACACUUUAACAUUAGGAGUCCUGCACUCCUCGAAAUAUUCUGGCCUAAGAAUAUUUUCGUGCAGCAUUUUGUGCGUCUGUUUCAUGUGUGUGGCGCCUCUGCAAACGACAGCUCAUGGUGCCUUGUUGAUGCUCUUUAUGUGUUGUGUACCGGGCCAUGUGAUGGUGCACCGAGGGGCCGUUACAUCCGUCACACUGCUCUGUCGCAGAGGCUUCUGUCUGUCGUAUCGUUCCAUGUCAUUCCCAAGAACAUGGCCUUGUCUGUUUUUCAUUUACCUUACUAAACAGUGUGUUUCUAUGUCACAACUCCGAUAUACGCUCACCACCAAAAAAAAAGGAAAAUUAACAAAAGUUUAUCUAAAUAAUCAGUAUAUGUUAAAUUUAUUGUGGUGUCAAUGUCAAAUAUAAAUGUGAAUAUUUACUUAUUUUGCUGAUAAUUAGAUCAGUUGAUAGAUUAUGUAAAUGAUGAAAGACCCUAUUUUCAAAGUAUCACUACUUCUCAGAAUGUAUGAAUCUGAAUGAAAAGUCUCUUAGAAAAAUGAUGUUUAGCCAUCUAAAUCACUUGGUAAAAAUGUACUUCUACUUGUGUACGGAUCAUCAGUGAUUCUGUUUGCUGACUUCAGUCAUGGCUGGUUGUUGCAAAGCAAUAAACUAAUUAUUGGGGA